AUGGAAAACACUGGUGGAACGAACGGCGCGGGAGCGACUGUUGCAGGCUGGUACAUACUUGGGGAUAAUCAGGAGUCUCUAGGGCCGUAUACACUCUCGGAGCUGCAAGGUGAGUCGACUGAUCCUUGUUGCAGGUUUUUGUUUAUUUUCCUCGAGGAUCAGCACUUUUUCUUGUAGGUGAAAUGGGGCGUACCGGUGUCUGACCUCAUUUAUGUAUUUUAGCUAGUUGCUUUCCUACUUUACUGGAUGAUCCAGUUGGAUUUCCAAGGAAUUUCUUCGUGUUAGAAGCUCUGGGAAUUUGAAUCUAUAUAGAACUGUAUACAUUAGAAAUAUAUCAACGUUGAUCUGGGAUCGAGCUCCACUACGGGAAACUGACUGUUUUGCCUCUGAUCCUGGCUUAACACCAUUAAUCUUGACUGUACCCAAUUUAAAUAAAUGUUCUUAUUAUCAUGCGAUCAGCUUGGGUAUGAUUCCAAAAGAACGUUAAAGAUAGAUACAAGGUUGCUGGACGAAAUCUUUUCUUUCUACUGAUAUUUCUUGGUCUGAACCACUGCAUUUGUCAUCAUGGUCGUUCUUUUUAAUGGUUAAAUUAUAAUCUUUAUUUUCGUCCUCCGCUUGCAAACUUUCAUUUUUUAAAAAAUUAUCUUAGUUUUUCUUUCCUCCCGCUUCUGCUCGUACAGGCAUUGUGCUUUAUGGGCACUGCCCCCUGUGGAUCAUAUCAAAAGCUUCCUUACUUAUCUACUCAAAGAAGAUGUGAAAUCAACGGCUUAACACUAUUCCCUUUGUAUGAACAGUGCAUUUCUCCAAUGGGUACAUAUCCGAGAGCACUCUGCUGUGGUGUGAAGGAAGUAGCGAAUGGCAACCACUGUCCACUGUUGUCGAGUUGUCUACUGUAACACAUGUGCAUGCAGGAGAUUAUUCUGAUUCAGGUGAAAAUCUCUUCCCUACCAACUACACUGUGGUUCAUUACUCAUGGAUAAGAGUGUUAUUUGUGGAGAGAUAUAAGGCAACGACUAUGUGCUGGACAGUGACCUUGAAAUACGGUUUUUUAGCAGGUCCAGCUACUGGUUUCGAUGCUAAUGGAGAUGUGAAGCCACCAGAAGCGGAAGAAGACAGAGAUGAGAGACCCACUACUCCUCCAGAUGGAGAACAAGAGUUUACAGAUGAUGAUGGAACUACCUACAAGUGGGAUCGUGGUCUUAGAGCAUGGGUUCCACAGGUAGGUAUUUUGAUUAUGUACUCCAUUUCCUUUCAGCCUUCCUCUAAAACCAAAUAAUACGCUUUUAAUUGUUGUUCUGCACACCAAAGCACUGUUCGGCACCUAACACUCAGUUGUGAAAAUUGAAGUUAGAUCUUACCGACUCAGAAUCCUUAGCUCCACUUAUACAAUAUAAUGAAUUGUUUAUAUUUUGUUUGCAUCUUCUUUUCUGAUUCCUUUCACUUGGGUUUCAAAUCCCCUCCACCCAAGAUUAAUAUUCAUUUGAAGCAAUGCGAUACUAUAUGUACUCAUGUGCUUCAAUUUCUGUUUUUUUUUAUGCUGGACAUCCGUUUUGUAUUAUAUUUUCUCAAGAUAUUUUCAGAGCUACUUCCAUGUGCAUUCACUUGGACAUGUGAAAAUAUUUGAACUCUCCAUGUUGCUUUCGUCUAUCUGCUUAUUUUAUAUAUUCUGAUAUAAUUCUGAAUUAUGUGUAUUUUCUGAAUAGGAGUAUACUUCAUCUUGUGUAACUGGCCAUUUUAUAUCCACGUGUUUAUCAUACCCUUGCAGUACCAAUCGUCAGUUUUCGUGAUGCACAAUACCGCAGUUUUUUUUUUUUGUAACAUGCUGGGCAUCCGUUCAACAUGUUAUUUAUGCCUUUCUUUUCUGCAGGAUGACCCAAUAAACAAAAGUGGUCUUUAUCCUGUGGAAGAAAUGACAUAUGCAUAUGAGGAGGAGGUCUUUCCUGCUUUAAGUGUAUCCGAGACAGCUUUAGUUGAGGAGACAAGUACUUCAGCUGAGAAUGUGCGGAAAAAACCGGACCAAAAGCGCAAGUCGCCUGAUAAACCAGCUGAAAAAAAGGUACAAUUCCUAUAUUUUUCUCUUAUUAGGUUCAUGGUAGUUUGUUCCUUGAGAGAUCAUGUUGUUUGUUUUGAGAAACAAGGUCGAGUACACCUCGAUAUUAGGGUUUAUCUAUGCUGAGACCUUUUUACUUCUAUUAUUUUUUCAUCUUAUACAAUUUAUUGGAUGGAAUAUCUAGGUUAAAGUGGGUUGCAUCUUUAGCAAGAAAAUGAACUUUUAUGGCAGUAUUGAAACUAUUACAUGUAUUUUCAAACAUUUCUUCUUUCUUUUUCCACUUCACUCAUGCAGUUCCUAUUAACUUUGGGGUUUUUUUUCUGUCACGAAAUAAUAUUUCCUCUUCAUGUGAAUCAAAAUCGUGAUCAAAUUUUUUUUUAUAUUUUUUAUUUAGGUAUACUCUUAACUUGUUUGAGCUCAUUUAUUUACAGGAAGGAAAUAAGCCCCCAGAAAGUUGGUUCGACUUGAAAGUUAAUACCCAUGUGUAUGUGACUGGAUUACCUGAUGAUGUGACUGCGGACGAAGUAAGUACAGGCUUAAUGGUUUGGAAGUUUACGUUUCAUUCACUCUUAACAAUUGCACUGGUCAGAAAUUGUGUUUCACACUGGCCUAAUUUUUUUUCAUUUUCAACUCGUUCUCAUUGUUCGUUGCGCUCAGACGAUUUCUCUGUGUAGUAGUCUGUGGAACCAAUUCCACCAUUGUUAAAAUGUUAGUCCAAUCUUCACAAACGCCACACAGCGAAGCCAGAUUCACAAAAAAUAUUACACUUUGAUUGAGAAUAUUUCCAACGUAAAAACCACGCGAUCUGCCUGUCUCUUAGUAUUAUUAUUAUAUUAUUUUGCCUACACAUUUAAUCGCCUGAAUGUUUUAAUCUGUGCAUAUGUUUCAGAUGAUAGAAGUAUUCUCGAAAUGUGGCAUUAUAAAGGAGGUAAUAUAUAUCCCAUGCUUUUUUUUUGUAUUUACAUAUUACAUGUUUUGUGAAUCAAACUCGGAAAGUUUGUCUUCAGUUCAUGUGUUCAUGCCAUUGUGGAUAUGAUCUAUAUAUUUUUGGAAAUGAGUAAUAUUAUAGUGUAAUAAUUUUAGUGUGAUUGAUGCAAAUUGUAAUUUUUUUCUGCAAAAUAUUUGAUCUUGUAAAUAUAAUCGAAUUCCACGUUUAAACAAUGUCUUUAUGUAGUGGACUACCUCUCAAACUUAAAAAAUCAAAGAUUAAUGAGUGAAGUAAUCUCAUAUAUUUGACUUUCUAUUUCAACUUGAGCUCUUCUAAUACCAUGUCUAUUUUUUUUAUUUGCCACACGGACAAUGCAAACAGGGCACACAUCUUGGGAAUGAUGUAAUGUUAAAUAAUCAGGUUCCAACUGAAAGUAAAUUACUAGUUAUUAGAGGAGAUAUAUUUGACCACAAUACUUAUCCCUUUCAAUAUGGGACUCUUCUAAAAGCUUUUUGCACAAAAAAAUUGUCCGUAAAAUUUUCUAAUCUGUGCUCCUUAGACCAUUCAUGAUAAAUUGGGGAUCCCUCUUGGCAGUCUUAUUCACUGUUUGGACGACCUCUAGGAAAAAAAAUUGAAGAUUGACUAGGUUUUUCACUUAAUCAGUUGACAUUAUUGUCUCUUAUGGUUUCACAGUGGUACAUCUUUUGUGCAUUUUCUUAUGUAGAAGUACUAUUCCGAUGGCGUUGUGUAACUUACUAACCUAUUGAGACAUUUGUGAUCUGAACAACAAAGGCAAAUGCAUUUUUGUGCCCUCUUUGAACAACAUAUGUGUCACUUUUUUAAUUAGUGACAUUAUUGAGUAGAUUGGAUGAGGAUUGUCGUAUCUCUGGAUACUUGGAAGAAGAGAAUCAAUGCAUCUUUGUGUUGAUGGGAUUGUGGUGUUCAGCUCAUAUGGUUUAUUUCCAGAAAAAGAUCACUUACAAUCUUCCUGAAAUGCCUCUAUGCCUUUUUUUGAAGUCGAGAAGAGUAUAUGUAUAAAUCAAGGUUGCGAAGUUCAAGCUAAUGGAUAUCGGGGAGGAAAUCAAUAGUAUAGCCCAUGGAGAUAGUCUAGAAGAUAAGGCAAGGGUACAUAUUUCAUCUGGGCGUGUGAUGACUUUAGGAGAAUAUAUUCCGUUCUUUUGUUCCUUGUACUCUUUUUCGUUUGUUUCUCCCACCACUCAACCUUUAACUAAAAAAAAUUCAAAAUCCAAGAUAAGAUCUAUUCCCUGACAGUGGGAGUUUGUUAGUAUGAUUUCGGGAUGUUUUAUAUUUUCAUGCGUUCUUUCAUAAUUGCAUUUUGAAUUAGCUGCAUGUUUUCAUUUUCCGAGAUCAAGAUGAUAGUUUUGGCAUUUCGUGAUGUCUUUUAGAUUUGGGAAUAUUCUGGUGGUUACAAGUGUGUUUUCUGCUGUUAUUCUCAUUAGGAUCCGGAAACUAAAAAGCCUAGGGUGAAGAUUUAUGUUGAUAAGGAAACAGGUAGAAAGAAAGGAGAUGCACUUGUAUCAUAUUUAAAGGUAAAUUCUUGGAUUACGCGAAAAUGCUUCCCUGGCACAUGCAGGAAGAGAAAAUUCGAACGGUAAUAUGCUUAUUUUGAACGUCUUUUAUGCUGUAUAAUUCAGGAGCCUUCAGUUGCCUUGGCUAUCCAACUUUUGGAUGGAACUCCACUUCGUCCUGGUGGAAAGAUUCCUAUGUCCGUAAGCCUGGCCAAAUUUGAGCAAAAAGGUCAUUUUAUUUCUUAUUAACUACAGUUCCUAGACUUGGAAGAAGACGUUGAUUGUUCACUGCAGUUUACUUCUUUCCUGUAGUCCUAUCUGUCAAUAUUCUAAUUAUGGUGUGAAAUAUGUUAGGCUGUCUAACCUGUCAUUACUAAUAAAAUGGUAGCUUUUUUGUUUCGGCUUUAAAUUCCUUCUCUGCAUCUCAUCACAUUGUGAUAUUGUGUUUUUAUUCUGUGAUGCUCUCUCGUGCAGGAGAGAAAUUCAUUGCGAAGAAAACAGAUAAGAACAAGAAAAGGAAACUGAAGAGAGUUGAGGAGAAGAUUCUUGGAUGGGGUGAUUCCUGAAACAAAUGUUCUUUUUUAUAUAAAAAAACCCUCAGUUUCCCCUUGUAUGCCUGUAUUUUAGUGCUUUAACCCAUUGGAAUUCAGGCAAUUUCUAUUUGGCUGAAUCCGGUUCUAACCUAUGCAUGUGGCAAUCUCUGAGGAAACCACCUGUGUGAGGGAUUGUUACCCUUUCACUUCUGACAUGCUGCUCCGUUUUUCUCUGCUAACAUCAAUCCUGUCCAUUCAUUCCUUUUUUGGCUUAUGAAAUGAAGGAUUUUGUUUUGGGAAUAAUUUUAAUGGGCCUGUGAGCCAUUUAGUACGUAACAAGUAAUUUUGGAGUCAGAAAAUUGCAUUUAGAAAUAAGGGCCCCAUGUUGCUACUCUGACAAGACUCAUAUUUACCAUGCAGCGACUCCUUUUCAAUGCAAAAGUAGAUUUAUCUACUUGAUAAUUCCAAGAAUAACCUAUCCCAUACCUUUAUGCCAAUUUCAGCUUUUCAUCUCAUGCGAGCCUUUUUUUUCAUUUUUUUUUUUAUUCUUAUUGGGUAAAAUUCUAUGUUAUUCAUGUAAGUGCUCUAAAAUACAUAUUGCCCUUAUGCAACAUUGAAACUUUCUAAUUAUAGGAGGCCAUGACGAAGCCAAAGUCUUGAUUCAAGCAACUAUCGUUCUUCGUAACAUGUUUACGCCUGCUGAAUUGAGGGUAUGUUCUCUGCUGCUAUCCGAUGUCCAUACCUUGCAGCAGUGACGAUCAUUUUAUUUAUUUUUGUAUUUCCUUAUUUUGGGUUUUGAUAGAUUGAGAAGCUACUGAGUGUGGUGUUCAUCGUGUGCUUAUGUUUACAGGAUGAUGACACCCUUCUCCCUGAGUUGGAGGCCGACAUAAGGGAGGAAUGUAGCAAGCUUGGUCCAGUCGACUCUGUGAAAGUGAGUCGGCACGCAGUUCUUUAUUUGGGAAAGUUACCUUGCUGUAUGAGUUUCUAGUUCUUAUGUUCUUAAAAACCAGUUGAUUUCUUCUGGGGAAUAUGGACAACCCAUAAAAGUCCAGUAUGGCUUGCAGAAUGCGAAACAUUGUCACCGUGAUCGGAGAAAGAUGCCUCUACCAAUUAUUUUUUAUAUAUAUGCUUACUGUUAUUUUCAUCUUGUAGUAGAAGCUGAUUUUCCUGUGGUUCAACCGUCUAGUUGUGUUCUCUAGGAUAACCAGACUAUCAUCAGUUUGACUUUUUUAUACCCAAAAGAAACCGAUGUUCUUAAUUCACACAAUCCGCAAGCAAAACUUGCAAAUCGUUUGCAAAAGUGUAGAUUGCCGAUUCAAGUGCGUGGCUCAAAUUUCUAGUCAACUCCAAAGUCCACACUGUCUUUCUCCUGUCUCCACCCUCAUCAAUCUUUUGUCAAUGUUCAUAUACAUGAAGAUUGGAGAAUGAUAUCGAUGGAGUUGUGUUUACAAUCUGGGUUCUGGUCCUCAUUACCUAAUCCAGUUAAUUAUUUCGAAACAGCAGAUUUUUUUUGAUAGAAAAAUCCCUAUUUUAAAUCUCUAAAAUCUGAUCUGGGUUGACUCCUCCUGCCCUUUCCUCUAGUCAAUGUGUAGAACACAGCUUACAUCGCAACAUGCUGGGUGUUUUCUUUUCCUCAUCUUGCCGUUGCUUGAAGCAUUUAGAACUUUUGGGCACCCUUUUUCCAUGAGAAAAAGGUGCUUCUUUUAAACAACAAUCUUCAUAUGAUUCUUUCGGUCUUUACCACAUUAGAUCUGACUUCCAUUUCAGGUCUGUGAAAACCACCCACAGGGCGUCGUUCUGGUGAAGUUCAAGGACCGCAAGGAUGCCCUCAAAUGCAUUGACCUGAUGAACGGAAGAUGGUAAUUCCUUGCGUUGACUUCCUUCUAGAUUCUUCCAAUUCUAAGGGCUCUAUAAAAAAUAAAAAUAAAAAAGAAAAAAAGAAAAAAUCUGCUCAGAUUUGCCCUCUAAUCUCCAGCAGUUCCGGAACCUCACCCCCUCCUCCUCCCCUGUUCUUCCUUCCACCUCCUUCUGUUCAUCUUUGGAACUCCAACCGGACUGUGAGCUCUGAAGAUCUUCCGAGUUGUGUGUGCCUCCCUCACUUGGUCGAUGAAUCGGCAUAUCCUGCAACCACCAGCCAUCUCAACGGUCAUCUAGAUCUGGGUUCAUCUCCCCCAUUACAUCAUUGGGCAGUCCGCCAGUGAUCAAACCACCCUGGCAAUGUGAUAGGAGAAGAAGGGGGAUUGUGAUGACCGUUGAGGUGGCUGGUGCUUGCAGUGAGGAAGCGUGGAACACAGAAAAUCUACACACAGGAGGAGCCUCUGGAUCUAGAUGACCGUUGAAACCUCUGGAUGAGUGUCACCACCAUCGCCCACACUAUCCCGAUCAGAGAAGAAACUCCAUGAAAAAAGCUUACUCUUCUGCUUUGCCCCAACACAUGGAACUCCUUAGAACUGACUGACUGACUGACUGACUGUCUGUGUUUUUCCGUUCUUGGAGGUUCGGAGGCCGGCAAAUCCACGCCAGCGAGGACGACGGCUUGGUCAACCACGCGCGGGUCCGCGAUCUCCAGGCUGAUGACAGUCGGCUGGAGCAGUUUGGCGCUGAGCUUGAGGCUGACUGA
This is a messenger RNA of Spirodela intermedia, 7660 nucleotides long. The record is from the annotation of a GenBank genome assembly. Lineage: Eukaryota; Viridiplantae; Streptophyta; Magnoliopsida; Alismatales; Araceae.